This is a messenger RNA of Lactuca saligna, 645 nucleotides long. The record is from the annotation of a GenBank genome assembly. NCBI's taxonomy places the organism in Eukaryota, Viridiplantae, Streptophyta, Magnoliopsida, Asterales, Asteraceae.
AUGGAGAAAGCUUCAGUGACCUUAUCUCUCUCUCCCACUCUCUCAAUCGACCACUACAUCCCAAAAUACAUACCACAACAUUCAUCUUCUUCAAUCUCAUACAUCAAUCCAUCUUUACCUCCACCUCUACAAGAUUCAUGUAUAUAUAACAUUGAAUCACCAACAAAAAUCUGCAAGAUUUCAGUACUUAUUAGCAAUUCGAUGAUUGGUAUGAAGAAUAAUAGGCAUAAGGGACCUCUGAUCCAUGGUUUUCAUCUGAUUGAGAAGGCUAAUCACGAACAAGGCAGUGACAGGGAAGGCUCGGGGUGCUUAAGUAGCUCCUGCGCUUCUUCUGUCUCGGAAGGAAGGUGCGAAGGUGGGGAAUCAAAAGGGGGCUGUCGCCUCGAUUGUUUUCUCCGGGGAAACACCCACUUCGGUGGUGGGUUCAUGCUAGGGAACGAAGAAGAAACUGAGGAUGAAAGGGGGAAAGGCAGCAACGAUCACAAUAGUCUUCUUGGGUGGGGGAGUUUAGUGACUAUGAUCGACAGGUGGAAAGGGUGGAGCAACAAGGGGCUGUUGCCUCGAAGUCUUGUCGGAAUUGGCCAUCACCCGAAAGAGAAGACAUGCGAAGUAGAAGAGGCAGCUGCCUCUGGUUCUUCUUCUUGA